Messenger RNA from Ilyonectria robusta, 1593 nucleotides. Its product is annotated as cytochrome P450. Gene Ontology annotation, molecular function: oxidoreductase activity, acting on paired donors, with incorporation or reduction of molecular oxygen; monooxygenase activity; iron ion binding. The record is from RefSeq and is a predicted model, not a curated record. Bases 1 to 1593 code for a protein of 530 amino acids. Lineage: Eukaryota; Fungi; Ascomycota; Sordariomycetes; Hypocreales; Nectriaceae. The transcript is spliced from 5 exons.
AUGGGCUCGAUCAGCAAUAUCAGCACGUCUUCUUUCGAAAGGGGUCACUAUGAGUGGACGUCGCUCUGUGAUAACCGAGUCCUCUAUGCCACUAUAACCCUGGUUGCCCCAGGUGUGAUCUGCCUUCUGUGGUUUUUUGUGUCGUACCAUAUAUCUCCUCUUAAGAAGUACGCAGGUCCUUUCCUCGCAGGAUGGACUAACCUCUGGCGAUUGUCGCAAGUCAUCUCUGGAGACUACGCGCCGCGCAUCAAAAGACUCCACGACAAAUAUGGCCCCAUCGUCCGGCUGGGUCCAAACCUUUUAGACCUAGAUUUCCCUGAGCUUUCUAGAGUCAUUUACAGCACCGACGGCAAGUGGAAGAAGACCGACUUUUAUAAGAACAGCAGCUCUAUCGUGAAUGGAAGAAUUACCUACCACAUGUUUAGUGAGACGGGCAAUGUCGAACAUGCCCGGCUGAAGCGCCCUGUUGUGCGGCACUACACUGUCCCGAGUGUGAGGGCAAUGGAGCCGCACAUGGACAAGGUCAUUCAAGACUUUUGCGACCAUCUCCAGCAGCGUUUCGUUGAACCCAGAAAAAUCUGCGAUUUUGGCAACUGGCUCGCUUAUUAUGCCUGGGAUUUUCUUGGCGCCGUAACUUUCAGCAAGAAGUUCGGAUACAUGAAAGAGGGCCAUGACUUUGAUGGUACUCUUGCGAUUGCCGAUAAGUCGAUUGACUACCUUGGCCUAUGUGGGCAGAUGCCCUGGCUAGACUACUGGCUUGAUAAAAAUCCCAUCUACCCUCUCGGUCCCCCGAAUAUCUCGAACGUCACCCGCAUCGCCAUCGAGAAUAUGACAGCUCGUUUGAAGGGUGACGACAAGGAUUUUGAACAUAAAAAGCCUGACUUUCUUCAAUAUUUUAUUGAGUCUAAGGAGACACAUCCUGAAAUUGUAGAUGAAGCCACCAUUGUGGGCUAUCUUCUCCUGAACCUUAUUGCCGGCGCUGAUACAACCGCAAUUACUAUGCGGGCCCUUUUUUACCACUGCUUGAAAAACAAGCGCAUCUGGACCAAACUCCAGACUGAAGUGCGUGCCAAUCUCGCAGCAGGCAUAUCAGCACCAUACGCAACAACCCGCAUCCUCCCAUACCUCGAAGCGGUCGUCAAUGAAACACUGCGCUACCAUCCUGCUGUGUCCAUGACAAUGGAGCGCAUCGUGCCACCAGGUGGCUUAACCCUACCAGACGGCUCAGUUGUCCCGGCGGGUUCCUUUGUCGGCAUGAAUCCAUACAUCGUGGGACGCAAUAAAGGCAUAUUUGGCUCCGAUGCCGAUGAGUUCGUACCUGAUCGCUGGCUCCAGAUGGAUAGCGAGAGCGACGACGAGUACAAAGAGCGGAUGCAGCGCUGGGGCACAGCCAAUUUGACCUUUGGUGGCGGGUCGCGGAUCUGCUUAGGGCGAAACCUGAGCAUGAUGGAGGUGUAUAAAGUUGUGCCUACGCUAAUUGCCACGUUUGACAUUGAGCUGGCUGAUCCAGAUGAAGAGUGGUGGACGAGUUCCCGAUGGUUCUAUCGUACAAGGGGCGUAGUCUGCAAGCUCAGCCCUCGAAGCGUAGAGUAG